This is a messenger RNA of Peromyscus eremicus (cactus mouse), 2235 nucleotides long. It is a transcript of the gene Plpbp, whose product is annotated as pyridoxal phosphate binding protein. Gene Ontology annotation, cellular component: intracellular anatomical structure. NCBI's taxonomy places the organism in Eukaryota, Metazoa, Chordata, Mammalia, Rodentia, Cricetidae. Gene Ontology annotation, molecular function: pyridoxal phosphate binding. The record is from RefSeq and is a predicted model, not a curated record.
AUGCUGAGCGGUGAUUGGGCCUGGCGGGGGAGGGGCGGGACCGGAAGUUACUCUCCGCGGGUCGCCGGUUCUCCCCGGGGCAUCCUCCGGGGAAUGUGGAGAGCCGGCAGCAUGUCGACGGAGCUGGGAGUCGGGUUGGCGCUGCGGGCCGUGAAGGAGCGCGUCCAGCAGAGUGUGGCACGGCGGCCGCGGGAUCUCCCAGCCAUCCAACCCCGGCUAGUAGCGGUCAGCAAAACGAAACCCGCAGACAUGGUGAUUGAAGCCUACGGUCAUGGCCAGCGCACUUUUGGAGAGAACUAUGUUCAGGAACUACUAGAAAAGGCAUCCAACCCUAAGAUUCUGUCCUCGUGUCCUGAGAUCAAAUGGCACUUCAUUGGCCAUUUACAGAAACAAAAUGUCAACAAAUUGAUAGCUGUCCCCAACCUCUUCAUGCUGGAAACGGUAGACUCUGUGAAGUUGGCAGACAAGGUGAACAGUUCCUGGCAGAAGAAAGGUUCUCCUGAACGACUAAAGGUUAUGGUCCAGAUCAACACCAGUGGAGAGGAGAGUAAACAUGGCCUCCCACCUUCAGAGACCAUAGCCGUGGUGGAACACAUAAAGGCCAAUUGUCCCAGCCUGGAGUUCGUCAUGACCAUAGGAAGCUUUGGACAUGAUCUUAGUCAAGGACCAAACCCAGACUUCCAGGUGUUACUGUCCCUGCGGCAGGAGCUAUGUGAAAAGGUGAACAUUCCUGUGGACCAGGUGGAGCUGAGCAUGGGCAUGUCCGGGGACUUCCAGCAUGCUAUUGAAGUAGGAUCUACAAACGUCCGGAUCGGAAGCACCAUUUUUGGAGAGCGAGAUUACUCCAAGAAACCCGCCCUAGACAAGACUACAACAGACCUGAAGGCCUCAGUGCCAUUGGCGCAAGAACAGUGAGGCCAGGACAGCUAAAAAGAUCGACUAUGCACCAGCCUAGGUUUUCAUUUCGGUGUUCCGCAUGUUCCCAAGCACACUGCCGUGACCCGUACAGAGCGCUGAGGAUUACAUGUGUUGAUGGAGACCGCCUGUGCUUCACCUCUGCCUAGGACGCUCCAUUCAAGCAGUGGCUUAGGCUUGAAUGGGAGCAGUUCUGAGACUCCAGAACUGACACCAAAUCAGUAGCCAGGAACUGAGAUCAACUGAACCCUGCCAGGAGCACCUAACCCUCUCCAUGAAUGCCUUUCCCUGGGCAUCUUCUGGGUCGCUGGUGUCUAUAAUCGAGAAAAUCAGAGGGAUUCCCAUUUGCCAUCCCACUCUAAUAGAACGCCCUACAGUUGUUCCUACAAAUCCCCACUGAACACUCACUGCUCUGCAAGGGGGUGACUUUUGCUCCCAGUUUCUACCCUGGCCCGUAGAUGUCUUCAGUCACAGCUCCUCUGUGGCACUGAAAUUCCAGGGAAACUUGUAAACAGUGCUUGGGCUUUUCUGACACCUUGCUGAAAAGGUGGGAUGUGGGGCUUUCUCCUUGGGGACCAUAGUGAUGGAAAGUGGGUGUCAGGAUUUCUUCUCGAUCCUAACCCUUUUCUGGUUUUAGCAAAGACUGUCCCCCACUUGGAGACAGAAGCCCUUCAGAACUAUUUCAGGUACAGGGUUUCAACAAGGCCUCACUUGCUUUCUCUUUUCUGGGGCAGUAUUUCCCAGGUGUACUUACAGCCAUCCCCCAAUACACACACCGUAUUUACAAGCCAGAAUUUUGCAGCUCUUGAUGGUUCAUGAUGUAGCAAGAGUACAGGAGCACCUGCCUGUAACUCUGGCUUUUGGUGAGGUAUGGGCAGAAAGAGCAGGAGCUGGAUGCCAGACAAGGCGAAAUGAGACCCUAUCAUCAUAAAUGAAUGAAUAAAUAAUAAGACAAACUAGGAAGCACAUUCUCCAGAAAGAACAGGAGCUGGAUGCCAGACAAGGUGAAAUGAGACCCUAUCUUAAGCAAACAAACAAACUAGGAAGCACAAUUCUCCAGUAACCACAGAAGAGCUUUGGUGUGGGCUGUUUACUUCCUGAUAGCUUUUCCUCUUGUUUACUCCAGCCCUUGUCCUUUGUUUACCCAGUAACUUCGGAACCUGCUGCUGCUGAAUGUAAUUUCCUAAACUUAAACCACUGUGGUUCCUGUUGUGUUUCAAGCAAAGCUAGCGCGGCAUCUCAGAGUCUGAUAAUACAAAUGUGAGCUUGAAUUAUACCAUCUGUGCCAACUCCAGAGCAAUUAAAGGUUUAUUUUUAUGA